Molecule: messenger RNA, 4260 nt
Organism: Plectropomus leopardus (leopard coralgrouper)
Lineage: Eukaryota; Metazoa; Chordata; Actinopteri; Perciformes; Serranidae
Gene: uspl1
Product: ubiquitin specific peptidase like 1
Biological process (GO): protein desumoylation; Cajal body organization
Cellular component (GO): Cajal body
Molecular function (GO): SUMO binding
Source: RefSeq, a predicted model, not a curated record
GGAACAACAACGUUUUUGACACGAACUGGCGAAGGGUUGCACAUGGACUCACUCAGCUGGCAGGGAUUACUAAAUCCAGCUUUGUGUGGAUGGAUUUCACCGAUCGGCAUCGUAAUAUCAAAUAUGAUUUAAAUUUGGUGUCGGUGAGCCAAGUUGCAGCGACAUGGUAAUAUUUUUUGAAUGGCACCAGACAGCUAUGGACCAGAAGAACAGCAGCGGGUUGCCAAUGACUGGUGAAGACACUGGUUUGGGGGCUUUGGCCUCGCCACUGGUGGGGUAUUUGGGAAAAGUUCAGGAAAGAGCCGCUUUACUGGAGCAUUGUCCCUGGUGUACUUCGAAGGGUUUGACCUAUGCUCUGCGUUCUUACCGCAUCAACCUCCAGGAGUCAAUCACCCUCUGCACAAACCCACAGUGCCUUUUCCCUCUUGUCAGCCGCUCCUUGGAGGAUGUUUUGGCUAGCUUGGAUCCUGUGGAGCCCACUAUUGGGAAGAAAAGAAAACAUGCCUUGGCACUGGAAAAGGAAGACUUGAUUAGACCCGUACACAAACGCCUGCGGUCAAGUGAACUUUACAGUCUUGGGCCACAAAGUAGUACUGACACAUCUAUAAGCCAAGCAGAGCACAGUGCUGUAAACUGUGUCAGUAAUGGCCAACAUGAGGCACCCAAGACGGAAGAUGGAAAGGUAAAUGGAUGCAGGGAUUCUCCAGUUGCAGAGACAACAGGACGGGAGUCACAACAAGUCGAGGAUGAUGUUCUGGACAAGGAAGUAGUCAAUGAUGCUCAUGCAGAUGGCAGUUCUGCUCCUGCAUGUUCGACACCAGCUGGACCGCUGCAGAGCUCGUUAGGAGCCUUGUUGACCGCUGAUGAGGAUGGGUCUGUGCUCUCUCCUCACAGUGGUGCUCCUGUUACAUCAGAGGCAGAGGACGACUUGAGGCAGGUGAACAGUCCUCCUGAGGUGCCGAACAGAUGCUGCAGUCUGGACUCCAGUCAGUCCUUUUUCAAAAAUCAGGACAUUUACUCAACCAUAGUCAAUACUCCAUCGCCUCAGCACCACGAGCAGACAGCAAGGACGGAACACAAAUCACUGACUGCAGACAUCACUGCGUGUAAGGACGUGAGAGGCAUUAAGUCACAAACUGAGAAUUUGUCCUCUACCUCGAUAAUGGAGUCAGAGGAGCUUGUAUCUGUUCCCAAUCAGCUUUUCUGGAGGAACAGCGACAACCUGUGUUGGCUGGACUCACUGCUUGUUGCUCUGGUAAACUGUAAGAGCUUGAAAAGGUGUCACCCCAAAGAUGAGACGCAGCGGUUAUCUGUCUGGCAGCUGCUUAGGAAAUAUGAAGACAUUUGUGCCGCCAUCCAAGUUCAUCAGCGGACUGGCAAAGAUGGCGUUGUGAGGGUGCCAAAUCAUGUGCUGCAAAAGGCCAAUGCAGAUCUACACAGUCUCAGGAUGUCGAUCUUCAAACUACUUCAGUCUAAGCUGCACUGCAAACUGGGUCGGAUGGAAACUCCCGUUUUUGCCAUGCCGCUCCUGCUAAAGAUGGACUCUUGGGCAGAGCCUCUUUUCCAGUCAACCUUUCACUGGGAGUUCAAGUGCAGCGGAUGCAAAACCACCACGAAAGAAAGGGUUACGAAAACGCUCCCCUCGUUCACAAACAUUUUACCUGAUUGGAGUCCACUUGAUGCAGUCCACUUGGCUCCGUGCAAUGUGUGCUGCAAGCAGAAUCAGAAGAGGACCAUGACGCUGGAGAGUGUUCCUCCAGUGUUUGAGCUGCACUUUGUAGAGGGGCUUCCUCACAACGAUGUCACAGUCUACACCUUCACCUUCAAAAGGAAACGCUACUCAGUCACCACUGUCAUACAGUACAACCAUCAACUCAAGCACUUUGUCACCUGGAUUCGUAAUUUGGAUGGGUCAUGGCUCGAAUAUGACGAUUUGAAACAUCCAGACUGCAAGACCCAUCAGAAGCUCCCGGUCCCUGCUCAGGAGAUGCACAUCGUCUUCUGGGAGGCGGAGGAGGAUAAAGAGCCUCGUGCCUGUUCUCCCUCCAGCACAUUUCCUGAAUCUCCCCCAUCCAAAAAUGAGAUGAACACCAGUGUGGAUGGCAAAGACUUAACAGCAGAUGAACUGUUGGCUCGCACUCCGGAUCAUUCUCUCCUCGUGUCCCACGACGACACUGACAUCGUCAGCGCACUCUCAGCUUCUGAGGGCAACAUAGACACAACUGUAACAGCCGGUGUUGAUACAUCGAUCGGCUCCACAACACUGCUCAGCGCCUUCGAGGGCCUUUCCCAUGAUGACAUCAUCACACUCACGCUGGUGGAGUUAAAUCCUGGUUCAGAAAUGCAGCCUUUAAAUGAAAACCAACAAACGGCGGACGUUAGUGUUCCCAGCGGGAAUGAAAUACUUAACUCCGCACCAGAUAGCUCCUCCGCUGUAAAGGUUAGUGAAGAGUCGUGCAACCGUGAUGUUGAGCUCCCCUCCACCUCCUCUUCAUCUGAUUCUGGGGACGGCUCAUCCAGCGAUCCCACGUUUGUGCCUGGUGGCGGGAGAGGACGAGGGAGAGGAAGAGGAGUUAGCAGAGAUAAAACAGCCAGCAGACAAACAGGUAGAAAGAAAGCAGCUGCACAGAUUUCACCACUUGCGUCUUCGGAGUCCUCCAGAGCAGUCGGUCGUGAACCUGCAACUGCUGAUGCUCGUGAGAAUAACAUACCGCCUGUUGAAACCACACAGCGAGCAUCCCCUGUCUCUUCGACAGAUGCCUCACCCCUGUCCUCGGUUCAGAAAAGUCCCACAAUGCCGAAUCAGAAAUCGAGCUGGUCCUUCCUGCUCAGCAAACACCCACUAAACCAAUGUCACAAGUCGAUUGGUAAGCUCUCCCCCACCCACACACCUACCUCGGCCACACGAGCAAAGCCCAUUCCUCCUGCUCACUCUACGCCCAUACCAGUGAGAAGACAGCAGACCCCCGGAGGACUCUUCCCGAAACCACAGCUCAGGACAGAGGAGAGCGAGGGUCUCCCGCUAAAAGCUGCAGAAAUGUACGGUGGAUUCGGUACAAAGAGCUGGAACGCCACGACUCCGCUCUCAUCUCCUGCACCUCUUAAUGGCAAAUCAAAGCUGAUUCAACCUACAACAUCUCACCGGCAGAAAUCCCUCAUGAACACUACAGCGGCGUCUGCUACACUGCUUCCUGCGCCUGGAGCAAAGCGGCUCCCUGAAAUAUCCUCCUCAAAGAAACACAGCAGCCACUCCUCGAAGGUUCCCCCGGGUCUCAGCGACACAGAAGCUCUCAGGUACAAGCUGAUGAGGAAACUGAAGGCAAAGAAGAAGAAGCUCGCCAAGCUGAACGAAAAGUUGGGUCAUCAGGGGGGAGCCGGUCUCCAGCCGGACAGUACCGCCCUGUGCUCUCCCAACACGGUCUCCUCCAGCACCUACGACGGCUCCGUGUGCAGCGACCUCCUCUCGGAUCUGCUCUCUCCAGCAACGACAGCCAGCAACCUUUCACCGGACAGCACCGACUUCCUGGAGUUGCUCGCCAACGGGCAAGAUGGAGCCGAGCAGCUGGACUGUGGAGUCGGUGCAGGCGGUGCGGUGUCGCAGAUGAACGAGCCCCACACUGAGAACUUCCUGGAUGAGUACCUCUCGCAGGCUGUGGCUCAGAGACCGACUGAGAUGGAGACGGAAGCGCUCAGUGCGCUUGAACUCUUUAUUUGAGCUGUGGGGCGAUGGGUGUUGUCUGCAAGCUUCAAGCACAGAUAACCGGACUCUGGAAAUUACACAAAAUGAAGCCUAAACCUCAUCUGUCACCCAGACAUGUCAGUCCGAAGCAGUGGAGAUGUAGUAGUAGAUGUAGUUUUUUUUUCAGGUUUACAGUAGUUAAGUCUCUUUGUAUUUGUGUUGCUGUUAAUUUUGAUGGGUUAAUGAAAUUUCGAUGCUUGUUCAUUGUUGGAGACUGUAUGGUGAACCAUGGAUUGAUAUUUGUAAGUUUGGCACUUUGUCUUGUAGAUAUUGUAUGUAACUGGGCGGUAUGAGGCAAUCAUGUUUACAGCCAAAGCUGUUUGUUUGCUCGUUUUUUUUAUUUUGAAAAAUUACUUGAAGAUUUUCAUGAAAUAAUUUUUUAAAGUGUCACUUAAUAAAUACUUUAGGUGACUAAUGGUUGUUGUACAACAUGUCAUUAUUAUUAGGAAAUUUAAGAAAUCGUGUGUGCGGUUUUGUUUCAGCUCUCAUAGGGAAAUAAAAUAUUAAUAUUUUGUGCUUUU